Molecule: messenger RNA, 1896 nt
Organism: Peronospora matthiolae
Lineage: Eukaryota; Oomycota; Peronosporomycetes; Peronosporales; Peronosporaceae
Source: the annotation of a GenBank genome assembly
AUGAACUGGGUAAGCUCUUCACUGGAAUUAGCAGGCUCGCUGCUUGAGUCCGUUGACCAACAGGCAGCUCUCACGCUAGCGGGGGAAGAGGAGGAGGAUGGAGAAGAAGAACAAAGCAUGAGGCCGCUGACUAUUCUGCGAGUUCGUCAACCGUCCGAAGAUGAUGCAUUGAGUACAGAAGAGACGAGACAUAGCAACCGAUCUGAGAUGGAGGAAGCAUUAGCGAUGAUGGUACAGGGUAGCGCAUCCAGCUCGAGUUGCACGACCACAGAUGCUGGAUUGCACACAGACAUGAUACCUCUUGGAUCGACAUCAGGAAGUAAAUUGACUGGAGUCGGGGGUACAGGUUCAAUUCAGGUGGAGAAUGUAUCAUCUGGAAGUGGUAAGGAAGCCCCUCUCAGUAAUAGCAGCAUGCAUUCCAGCACAAUGGACGGAGAAAACGAUCGAUUGUAUAAGGAGCUCGAGAGAGUAAAAAGAGAGCUGCGUGUGAAAGAGAAGAAACUGAGCAGUAUGCACAGAAGCAUGCGGAUUUGCGAAAAUGAGCUGGUUGCACUGGAAGAGGAGUGCAAAGAAAAGAUUUUGCGAGUGCAGCACGAGUUGUCAGUCGUUCAGCAGGACAAGAACUUAAAUGAGGAGGAGUUUGUCCGAGCCCUCGAGAUGAAGGACAAUCAAGUGCGUGCGAUGAAAGCUGAUAUAGAUGCUCUCUCUGAGGCGAAUGCAAAGCACACAGGUGAGGUCGCUUCCCUCAAGGCAGAACUUGUGAAUGCAGUUGAGUCGAAAGACACAUUGUGGACUUCGGCUGCAUCAGCGAGCAACGAAUCCGAGCAGCUGAUCCAGUCCCUUCGCUCUGAGCUGCAGGACACACUGGCAGCGAUGAACACACUGAGGCGCGAGCACACCGAGUCCAAAAACGCGAUGUAUUCGCGCCAGUCGCAGCUGGAAAGCGUCAACACCGAGCUCAUGAACAAUGUGGCCAGUUUGGAGCGUGAGCUGGCGAAGGCGAGGGCAGCCCCUUCUGCUGGUUCUCAAACAAGAUCUAUAGACGGUGCUAGUGUGACUACCGUCUCUAGUUCAGCACCGUUUGGUGCGAAUGCGAUCAAUGACGACUACCGACGGGUGCAACAGACGCUGAUUGUAACGAAGAAGUUGUUGCAUGACAAGUCAAGAACGAACGAGAUUCAGAAACAGGAAAUCGUCGCACUGACUGAUGAAGUCCAUCGACUGGAGCAAGUUAUUGCGACUGCAGAGGAGCGCUCGACACGAAAGCUCGAUGUAGUGUCCAUUGAGAACGAGAUAUUGAGGGAGCAAGUGGAGCGGCUAGCAUCCCAGAACAAUGUUGCCAUGGCUGCAAGUGACGAGCAACGCAUUCAGCGAUUGACGAACAGAUUGAUCGAAAAGCAGGAGACGAUUGACUCGUUGCGUAGCCGUGUAACGACAAUGGACGUCCGUUUCCAGGAUAUGCAGUUGCAAGUACAGCAAGCUAAAGAGCAGCUUGCUCGGGUGGUGCAACACGGUGGCAUUGAUGACGUGGAAAUGGCGACCUCUAUCGGAAAGACUGAUAGAAAUGGCAUGCGGUCACGGCCAAACCGCAUGGCCAACAUGAUCUCUCGCGUGGUUCCCGUGGUAGAGCGCAGCCAUCGCGUUUUAACGGUACUAGACGUGCUCGACCGCUGGCUGCUCUUCCUCGGCCGAGUGUUUCUGCAGGCCCCAUUCGCUCGCCUCGGAAUGCUGUGCUACAUCAUGUUGAUCCACUUGUGGGUGUUCAUCGUUAUAAGCUUUCACACGAGUCACCUGACCGAGGAGACGCAGCUCGCAAGCGCUGCUGAAAAUGCCAUUUUCAAGCCAGGAGAAGACCUCAUUCCAGGGGCAGCUCACCAAAUGAAGCAGUCAAUUUGA